Molecule: messenger RNA, 897 nt
Organism: Aspergillus puulaauensis
Lineage: Eukaryota; Fungi; Ascomycota; Eurotiomycetes; Eurotiales; Aspergillaceae
Exons: 5
Coding region: 1-897 (298 amino acids)
Cellular component (GO): 90S preribosome; nucleus
Source: RefSeq, a predicted model, not a curated record
AUGCAGACCAAUAUGUCUGGAGAAACGAAGACCUCGACUGGCCUCGCCGCCAAGAUGGAGAAAAAGCGCAAGCGACAGGCCGAGGAGCCCUCCAAGCAGAGCAAGUCCGACGCUCCGAAUAAAUCUACAGGUGCCGCUUCUGAUGGCCCCAAGGACAAGAAAAGAAAGAGUGGGAAGAACAAGAAAGACAAGAAAGACAAGGAGGAUCAAGCAGACAAACCAAAGACUAUUAAGGGGGAGCCUCUGCAGAAAGAGCGCAAGGGAACUGUUGACGAGGCCAUCGGGAAGAUGGACGGGCGGUUGCUCGCCGACCACUUCAUUCAGAAAGCCAAACGGCACAAUAAGGAGUUGACUGCGGUUGAAUUGAAUGAUCUUAGUGUUCCAGACUCGGCAUUCCUCGAUACAUCGUCAUUUACCUCUUCGAGAACACUAGAGAAUCUUCCUGAUUUCUUGAAAUCCUUUAAUCCUAAAGGGUUUAGCCUUGCAGACUCAUCGGAGAAGAAAGGAACCCCGCAUACUAUUGUCGUUUCACCCGCUGGUCUCCGCGCUGCGGAUGUUGUCAGGGCCCUUCGAAUGUUUCAAACAAAGGAAUCUCCCAUUGGAAAACUAUUUGCAAAACACAUCAAGCUGGAAGAAGCCAAGCAAUUCCUCGAACGAGCGCGAGUUGGAAUUGGCGCUGGUACUCCGGCCCGUAUCUCUGACUUGAUCGAAACAGGCUCCCUGAAACUGGAUGAGCUGAAGCGCAUUGUCAUUGACGGUUCUCAUGUUGACCAAAAACAAAGAGGGAUCUUCGACAUGAAGGAAACUCAUCUCCCACUUCUGCAGCUGCUCACUCGACCCGAACUCCGCGAGAGGUAUGGGGACAUGGGAAAGAAGAUUGAGAUUCUUGUGUUUUAA